Humulus lupulus (European hop) is the source of this 1344-nucleotide messenger RNA. Its product is annotated as G-type lectin S-receptor-like serine/threonine-protein kinase LECRK1. Gene Ontology annotation, biological process: protein phosphorylation. Bases 1 to 1344 code for a protein of 447 amino acids. The transcript has 4 exons. The record is from RefSeq and is a predicted model, not a curated record. Lineage: Eukaryota; Viridiplantae; Streptophyta; Magnoliopsida; Rosales; Cannabaceae. Gene Ontology annotation, molecular function: ATP binding; protein kinase activity.
AUGGAGAUAGUGUUGGAUAAAUCCCCACUUAAACUGUUACAAGGUUAUUACAGUAAAAUUCCUACAGAUAGUCUAGCUCCAGUUGGAUCCAAAGUUGAACUGACUGAAUCUGGUGUCUCUCUCAAUGGUCCAACAAGAGAGAACAUUUGGGAUACUGAGGAAAGAAAUGGCAGUGAAGUUGCAUACGCUGCCAUACUCGACAAUGGAAACUUUCUAGUAAUACUGCCUAUUCAUGUUGAAGCAGAUAAUGGCACCAUUCUUUUUCCUCUAUUGAGGAGUAGUGUAAUUCCAAAACAGGAUUUCUAUUGGAGAGCCGUUCUUGAACAUGAUGGUGUCUUUAGGCAGUAUGUCUAUCCCAAGAGAAAUCUUUCAAGUCCUGGGCAAGAGUGGAAUAUAGCAUCAUCAACAUCCAUGCCAUCCAAUAUUUGCUCAAAUCUUAUUGAAGGCACAGGAAGUGGAGUUUGUGGGUACAACAGCUAUUGCACAAUGGAAGAUCAUCAAAGACAAAACUGUCAUUGUCCAAAGGGUUACACAACCAUUGAUCCAAAUGAUACAAUCAAGGGCUGCAAACUAACAUUUGAACCUCAUAGCUGUGAUGAAUAUUCACAAGAAGCUGAUCAUUUUGACUUUCAUAAAAUGAAAAAUGCAGACUGGACUGAAACUCAUUAUGAGCAUUUUACACCAGUGACUGAGGACUGGUGUUUGAAAUCUUGCAUGAGAGACUGCUUUUGUAGUGUUGUUUAUUUUGGAAGUGGUGAUUGCUGGAAGAAACAACUUCCUCUUAGGAAUGGGAGAAUAAGCCCCAGCAUUCGUGGGAGUGUUAUGAUCAAAAUAAGAGAACAGGAUUUUACAUCCAAGGGUAGAGGGCCAAGGAGUAGUGAACCAACAAAGAAAGAUCAGCCAACAAUGCUGCUCAUUGGAUUUUUAAGUAGCUCAGUUUUUCUAAACAUCAUGCUUAUACCAUGGUCUUUAGUUCUUUACCGUCUCAGUAGGAACUCAAAGGUGAUUCAACCACUUCAUGUCAUGCCAGGCAUGAAUAUGAAAACAUUUUCUUAUGUGUGGCUAGACAAAGUUACUAAUGGAAUCAAAGUGAACAAGAAUUCAAGGCAGAAGCCGACCAAAACCCGAACAACAACUGGAAUUAGAGGCACCAAAGGGUAUGUUGCUCCUGAAUGGUUUAAAAGCAUGCCUGUGACAGCCAAGGUGGAUGUCUACAGCUAUGGAAUUUUGUUGUUGGAGCUGGUUUGCUGCAGAAAGAAUUUUGAAGAAGAGGCAGAGGAAGAGAUCCAAAUGGUACUAGCUGAUUGGGCAUAUAACUUUUUUAUUUAUAUAUGGCUUUGCUGA